Molecule: messenger RNA, 1288 nt
Organism: Tribolium castaneum (red flour beetle)
Lineage: Eukaryota; Metazoa; Arthropoda; Insecta; Coleoptera; Tenebrionidae
Product: venom acid phosphatase Acph-1
Exons: 6
Coding region: 162-1265 (367 amino acids)
Biological process (GO): dephosphorylation
Molecular function (GO): phosphatase activity
Source: RefSeq, a predicted model, not a curated record
AUUAUCUAAAUCUGAUGAUAAAUAUUCUAUACCACCUUUAUUCACUCGCUUGGCGAAAUUCAAAACAGUGAACUACAAAUUGCACAUUCGAAAAAGUCAUUCAAGGUAUCAGGCACAUAGUAAUUAAUAUUUGCGUUAAUUGGCUUCAGUUCCUUUGCAAAAUGAAAGACAUUUACACGGUCUUGCUGGCACUGCCUUUAAUUUUGCACAACUUUGAAAUCACUUGUGCUCCAGUUGAAGACGACAGCCUAAUUCUGGUCCAUGUCAUUUUCAGGCAUGGGAAUCGAACCCCAUCCCUUGAAGAAAUGUACCCCAAAGACCCCUACCGAAACGAAAAGUACUUCCCGUUUGGGUUAGGACAACUCACUAAUGUCGGCAAAAAACGCGAAUUCAUGAUUGGGAAAGCCCUCAGGAACCGAUACAAUAAAUUUUUAGGGCCGUACUACUAUCCCGAAAUUGUCGAAGCGCGAAGUACCGACUACAACAGGACUAAGAUGUCGCUGGAACUCGCCCUUGCAGGGCUGUUUCCGCCAAGAGGCGAAGAAGUUUGGAAUUAUUGGUUAAACUGGCAGCCGGUUCCCUACAAUUACGUCCCUCAAGCCAACGAUAACGUUUUGCUCGGGACAUUGUGCCCAAACUUUGUGAAAAAAACCAAGGAGUACCUACAAUCUGGUCGCGAACAGACCGAACUUUCCAAAUAUCGAGAAGUGUUGGACUACAUUUCGGAAAACGCAGGAAUCAAUGUUACAAGUUUUCUGGACGUGUACAGUUUAUAUUUCGGGCUGACAACCGAAGCAGAGUGGGGUUUCGAAUUACCCGAAUGGACCCAAAAAGUUUACCCUGAACCGAUUACACAACUGGCCAUAAAUGAGUACUACACUCAGACAGCAACCACCGAACUCAUGCAAAUGUCGGCCGGCUAUUUCCUGCAAAAAGUAAUCCAGGAUUCCUAUUCCAAAAUCAACAAUACCAACUCGGACCGGAAAAUCUACAUGUAUGCGGCCCACGAGAACAAUAUUGCGGACCUUUUGAUUUUGCUGGGGGUCUUUGAGCCUCCCCACAUACCGAAUUAUGGGGCCUACGUGCUUUUGGAGCUUCACAGUGUGAAUAACAAGUACGGGAUUAGGAUAUUUUACGAAAAUUACCAAGAGACUAGGCCACAACUCUUGAAGGUUCCAAAUUGCGACAGUUUUUGCAAAAUCGACCAGUUUGCGAGUUUGUACGAAGAAUACAUGCCUGAUCCUGAUUUAUGUUACAGUGUGUAAAAAUAAAUAAAUUUACCAACCUG